AUGGACAGCCGACAAGAUGGCACUGAGAGCGCCAGCUCAUGGCUACCAAAUUUCCUCCGUAAGUCGACAGACUCGAAAGACUCGGAUCCAAACGAAAGAACUUCACUUCUUCCCAAGCCUGACGAUGAGCCGACCAUUGGUUCAGUCGACGACUUCGAAUUCGAGGGAAAGAGCAGUACUCAGCUCGUCAUCCACGAGUUCUGGGUACUGCUCAACGGUUCGAUCCCUGUCUUUCUUGCAUACAUGCUGCAGAACUCUUUACAAACUGUCUCGGUUCUGGUCGUUGGUCGGUUAAGUCCUGAAGCACUUGCAGCUGCUGCGUUCUCUUACAUGUUUGCCAUGGCUUCUGGUUGGCUCAUUGCCCUCGGAGGCACCACUGCUAUCGACACUCUUGCCUCUGCAAGUUUUACUGGAAGCAAGGACAAGCAUGAUCUGGGCAUCAUUCUCCAGAGAGCCUUUUUCGUCCUUGGGCUGCUGUAUAUCCCUGUCGCUAUUCUCUGGCUCUGCUCGAAACCUGUCUUCAUGGCUCUUGGGCAGGAUGAGCGCCUAUCCGAGGAUAGCAGCAAGUUCUUGAGCGUACUUGCGCUUGGUGGACUCGGAUAUAUCUAUUUCGAAUGCCUCAAGAAGUACUUGCAAGCACAAGGUAUCAUGAGACCGGGUACAUACGUGCUGCUCAUCACUUCGCCUGUGAACGCAGGUCUGAACUAUCUUUUCGUGUAUACUUGCAGGAUGGGUCUCCUCGGAGCACCUCUGGCCACAAGCAUAUCGUACUGGCUAUCGUUCUUGCUUCUUCUAGCCUAUGCACGCUUUGUCUCAGGCUGGGACUGUUGGGGUGGAUGGUCGAANAAGGCUUUACAGAACAUCGGCACCUUCACAAGACUCGCUCUACUCGGAGUGGUACACGUAGGCACCGAGUGGUGGGCCUUCGAAAUUGUGGCUCUCGCUGCAGGAAAACUCGGAACGAUUCCCCUGGCUGCACAAUCAGUCAUAAUGACCACGGACCAGGUUCUCAACACCAUUCCGUUCGGCGUGGGAGUUGCAACAUCGGCAAGAGUAGGAAAUCUGCUNGGGGGCAGGAAUGCCGAGGGUGCAGCACGCUCCGCCAACGUAGCUGCCUGGUUAUCGAUGAUCCUGGGAGCACUCGUCCUUGCCCUUCUUAUGGGUGUCAAAAACUUCUACGCAAAGAUCUUCAACGACGAUCAGGAUGUCAUCAAGCUGACUGCAGAAGUCAUGCCUUGGGUAGCCUUGUUCCAGAUUGCUGAUGGGCUGAAUGGCUCUUGUGGUGGCUCCCUUCGUGGAAUGGGGCGCCAACAUGUCGGUGCCGCAGUCAACAUUGUCAGCUAUUACGCCGGCGCUUUACCUUUGGGCAUCUGGCUGGCUUUCCAUGGCUGGGGACUUGCCGGUCUUUGGAUUGGGCAGUGUAUUGCGCUGUAUCUGGUCGGUUUUGGUGAGUGGGCGAUCGUUGCUUGGAGUGAUUGGAAUCAUCAAGUCCGAAAAGCUUUUGAGAGAAUGGAGCAUGAAGAACAAGUAGAGUCUGGUCUUGCGGACAAUACUGAUGGCUAUCAGAGGGAGGAGAGCAGAUAG
This is a messenger RNA of Aureobasidium musti, 1584 nucleotides long. Lineage: Eukaryota; Fungi; Ascomycota; Dothideomycetes; Dothideales; Saccotheciaceae. The record is from the annotation of a GenBank genome assembly.